Messenger RNA from Myotis lucifugus (little brown bat), 1927 nucleotides. It is a transcript of the gene IKZF3, whose product is annotated as IKAROS family zinc finger 3. The transcript has 8 exons. Gene Ontology annotation, cellular component: nucleus. Gene Ontology annotation, molecular function: RNA polymerase II cis-regulatory region sequence-specific DNA binding; DNA-binding transcription factor activity. Gene Ontology annotation, biological process: regulation of transcription by RNA polymerase II. Bases 57 to 1586 code for a protein of 509 amino acids. Lineage: Eukaryota; Metazoa; Chordata; Mammalia; Chiroptera; Vespertilionidae. The record is from RefSeq and is a predicted model, not a curated record.
GCACGUGGAGUGGCCGGGUAGCCAGAGCUGCUGCUCCAGCCCAGCCAGGCGGCGAGAUGGAAGAUAUAAAACCAAAUGUGGAACUGAAAAGCAGUCAGGAGCAGUCUGUGCCUACAGAAGGUCCAGUGAUUUUAAAUGACUACAAUUUAACCAAACCUCAUGAGACAGAAAAUGUGGACAGUGCAGAAUGCCCAACCAAUGAAGAUGAAGAUAUGGAAGACGAUUCAACGAAAGUGAAAGAUGAAUAUAGUGAAAGGGAUGAGAAUGUUUUGAAGCCAGAGCCCAUGGGAAAUGCAGAAGAGCCUGAAAUUCCUUACAGCUAUUCCAGAGAGUAUAAUGAAUAUGAAAAUAUUAAGUUGGAGAGACAUGUUGUCUCAUAUGAUAGUAGCAGGCCGACCAGUGGCAAGAUGAACUGUGAUGUGUGUGGAUUAUCCUGCAUUAGCUUCAAUGUCUUAAUGGUUCAUAAGCGGAGCCAUACUGGUGAACGCCCAUUCCAGUGUAAUCAGUGUGGGGCAUCUUUUACUCAGAAAGGUAACCUCCUCCGCCACAUUAAACUGCACACAGGGGAAAAACCUUUUAAGUGUCACCUCUGCAACUACGCAUGCCAGAGAAGAGAUGCACUCACAGGUCAUCUUAGAACACAUUCUGUUGAGAAACCCUAUAAAUGUGAGUUUUGCGGAAGGAGUUACAAGCAGAGAAGUUCCCUCGAGGAGCACAAGGAGCGCUGCCGUACGUUUCUUCAGAGCAGUGACCUUGGUGAAACCGCAAGUGCGGAGGCAAGACACAUCAAAGCAGAGAUGGGAAGUGAAAGAGCUCUGGUUCUGGACAGAUUAGCAAGCAAUGUGGCAAAACGAAAAAGCUCAAUGCCUCAGAAAUUCAUUGGUGAGAAGCGCCACUGCUUUGAUGUCAACUACAAUCCCAGCUAUAUGUAUGAGAAAGAGAGUGAGAUAAUACAAACCCGGAUGAUGGACCAAGCCAUCAAUAAUGCCAUCAGCUAUCUUGGUGCCGAGGCACUGCGCCCCUUAGUCCAGACGCCGCCUGCUCCCACCUCGGAGAUGGUCCCAGUUAUCAGCAGCAUAUAUCCCAUAGCCCUUACCCGUGCAGAGAUGCCGAAUGGUGCCGUGCAGGACCUGGAAAAGAAACAGAUCCACCUGCCAGAGAAGAGCCUACCUUCUGAAAGAGGCCUCUCCCCCAACAAUAGUGGCCAUGACUCCACAGACACUGACAGCAACCAUGAAGAACGCCAGAAUCACAUCUACCAGCAAAAUCACCUGGUCCCUCCUCGGGCCCGCAAUGGGAUACCACUUCUGAAAGAGAUACCCCGCUCUUAUGAACUCCUCAAGCCCCCACCCAUCUGCCCACGAGACUCCAUCAAAGUGAUCAACAAAGAAGGGGAGAUGAUGGAUGUGUAUCGGUGUGACCACUGUCGAGUCCUCUUUCUGGAUUAUGUGAUGUUCACCAUUCACAUGGGUUGCCACGGCUUCCGUGAUCCUUUUGAAUGUAACAUGUGUGGAUAUCGAAGCCAUGAUCGGUAUGAGUUUUCGUCUCAUAUAGCCCGAGGAGAACACAGAGCCAUGCUGAAGUGAACAUCUGGCCCCGGAGAUGAUUCACGCCUGAGCAUUCCACAUUGUUUUUAAAAACCGAUACCCCUACCUAACAAAUCACUCUCAAAACAAACUCAGUUCCAAACUCUUUUUCGUACCAUUUUUAGUAUCCAGAGGGUCAUGCUCACGUGGGCAACAGAGAAACACUGUCUCCAUUCAGAAGUUGUUUGCAGAUAAUGCCAAUGUUACUACUUUUGUGAAACCUUUGUUUUCCCAUCAGGGACUUGAAUUUUAUGAUAUUUAAAAACCAGAGAAGUAUUUGGUCACUUUCUUUUGCAUCAAUAGGACAGGCAUACCAUGGAGUUUGUUGCCAAUUGGAAGAG